GCGAGUCUGCGCAGAUUAACACGCGUGGAGGAAGGGGAAAUAAUUCCGAAUGAAAACACGAACAGACUUCAGUUCAUUUAUGUAUAUUUAACACUGUAAGAGCGGAAUGAACACAGAUUCAAACAGAGACACUAAAUCUCGUCUGUGUGUGUUUGAGAGAUGAGCAGCUCCAGUGGAGAGUUCGAGCCCGAAUCAAAGCGGCUGUGCACGCGCAUCUGCCCGCAGAACAGCUCACAUGAGCGCGCUGAAGUGUCUGUGAUCAUGCCGGUGUAUAAUGCGUGUGAUUGGUUGAAUGAGUGUCUUGGGUCGAUACUGCAGCAGGAUUUUCAGGGCAGUCUGGAGCUGUCUGUGUAUGAUGACGCCAGUACGGAUAACUCCAGAGAACUGAUUGAGAGUUGGAGGGAGAGGUUCAAGGAGAGAGGUGUUUCCAUGAUGAUAUCAGGCCAUAACUCAACCAGCCCAAGAGGAGUUGGAUUUGCUAAAAACCAAGCGGUGUUUCAGAGCUCAGGACGAUACCUCUGCUUUCAGGAUGCGGAUGAUGUCAUGAUGCCUCAGAGAGUGAGACUACAACAUGAAGCUGCCACACUGAACACCACCGCAAUUGUUGGUUGUAAAGUUUGCCGUAUUCCAGAAGGCUCCACUGAACGCUACACCAGGUGGAUCAACUCUCUCACUCCAGAGCAACUCCUCACACAGGUCUACACCUCUCAUGGGCCGACAGUCGUCAUGCCAACCUGGUUCUGCUCACGUGAUUUGUUCCAGAAAGUUGGUCCAUUUAACGAGGGAGGAAAGGGCAUUCCAGAGGACUUGCUCUUCUUCUAUGAGAGUCUUCGUCAUGGAGGGGGCGUGGUCAGAGUGGAUGAGUAUUUACUGGUUUAUCGAUAUCAUGAAAAUGCGGCAACACAUUCAGUUUUGGAAGACACUAUCUGGAGUCUCCGCGUGAACUUUCUGCAGGAGCGAGUGCUCAACCAAUGGGAAUCCUUCACUAUAUGGAAUGCUGGGAAACAGGGACGAAAGCUCUACCGCAGUUUGAGUCCAGCCAAUCAGAAGAAGGUGAAGGCGUUCUGCGACGUAGACGAAAACAAAAUUAAGAAGGUCUUUUACACAUACGAGGAGUCAAAGGAACGUCCUAAACCGAAGAUUUCUGUGCUACACUUCAAAAAUGCAUCGCCUCCAUUUAUAGUGUGUGUGAAACUGGACAUGACUCAUGGAGUUCUGGAGGAGAACCUGAUGUCCCUACAGCUGAAAGAGGGAAUCCAUUAUUACCAUUUCAACUGAAGCGUGUGUGUGGUUGAGCAGAGAACCUGUUCGUUCUUUCCUUCUCAGAGUUUCAGGCCUGAGGAACCUCUCACAUCCCUCUAACACCUAGCCUCCGACACACACACGGACGAUUCUUUGCACUGUUGCCCCGUGUCACUGAAUCUCACCCUGUUUCCCGGGUGACCCGUAUCAGAAGAUAUCGGCUCAAAAUAAGAGUUUUGCCACGGACCAGUCCAUCUUCCAUCAGACUGCUCUCAGUCAGGUCCACUCUCUGUGCUAAAAUAGCCUCCAAUAAUAGAGCAAAAGUUAUUAUGUGUGAUGUUCACAGGAGAUCAGUGUUAACAGGUCUCAGUGAAGUAUAGGUCUACGGUUGGUGAGUGAUCUUAACCGCGUUAAUGAUUAAUGACCAAAUCUACAGACUUUUGGUGCAAUUUCUGUGCAGUGUGGACUUUGUGGGAAGUGUUUUGUCAGAUAAACCUAAAAUGUGUUUCUUGUGAUAACUUCUAAAUCUGAAAUGGUUUUAAACAAGCCAAAAUAUGAUUUAAUAUGACUGAAUCAGUCUGAUAACACUGGGUUUCACCAGAAGUGGUUCUUCACUUUUUACAAUGUCUUUGUGCCUCUGGUAUCAUUUUAUUUCAAAGAUUAAAGAGAUAUAUUUGAGA
Molecule: messenger RNA, 1922 nt
Organism: Myxocyprinus asiaticus (Chinese sucker)
Lineage: Eukaryota; Metazoa; Chordata; Actinopteri; Cypriniformes; Catostomidae
Gene: b3gntl1
Product: UDP-GlcNAc:betaGal beta-1,3-N-acetylglucosaminyltransferase-like 1
Exons: 12
Coding region: 160-1278 (372 amino acids)
Source: RefSeq, a predicted model, not a curated record